AUGAUAGUUCAUGCACAAGUAUGGGAAGGAAACUUCACAGCUGAUUCAAGUUGUGAUACAAGUCAAUGUUGCUGUUUGAGUGGCCAAAUCGUUAUAUCUCAUCCUGAAUCAGCUUCAAUAUCUUUCUAUGCAAGUUUAACUGGUAUGUGCUUCGGACUAACCGAUUAUAGUGGUACUAGUGAUUAUCCAAGUGGUUAUAUAAUAUCAGUGGCAAUUGCUUUCAUUACAUUAACAAUUAAAUUAAGUAAUGAUAGUAAUUAUAUCGAUAUUGAUAAUUCAUUAGGCGCGGCAUGCAGUGUACAUGCUGCUCGAGAUAUCACCACUACUGUUCCUAUUGAAUUGAUAUCUACUAGUGUUCCUGUUGGUGUAGUAUCUACUACUGUUCCUGUUGACGUAGUAUCUACUACUACUCAUGUUGGCGUAGUAUUUACCACUGUUCAUGGUAAUGAUGGUGUUCGAAAAUAUAUUAACAUUUUUACAUUUCUUAUUUUACCAUUCGUUUAUUUAUUGUAA
Molecule: messenger RNA, 513 nt
Organism: Rotaria sordida
Lineage: Eukaryota; Metazoa; Rotifera; Eurotatoria; Philodinida; Philodinidae
Source: the annotation of a GenBank genome assembly